Kazachstania africana CBS 2517 is the source of this 1542-nucleotide messenger RNA. RefSeq lists its product as uncharacterized. Bases 1 to 1542 code for a protein of 513 amino acids. NCBI's taxonomy places the organism in Eukaryota, Fungi, Ascomycota, Saccharomycetes, Saccharomycetales, Saccharomycetaceae. Gene Ontology annotation, molecular function: protein binding. The transcript has a single exon. The record is from RefSeq and is a predicted model, not a curated record. Gene Ontology annotation, cellular component: cytoplasm; ubiquitin ligase complex.
AUGGCUAAAGCUUUUAUAGAACUUUGUUACGCCUGUCGUACAGGUGACGUUGAAAAUGCAGAUAGGCUAAUAUCUACCGGCAUCAAUCUGAAUGACGUAGAUGAGUUUGAUAACUCACCUUUGUUUCUAGCCAGCUUAUGUGGGCACGAGGAGCUGGUCAAACUUCUUCUAGAAAGGGGCGCAAUCUGUGAUCGAGAUAGAUAUGAGGGUGCUCGUUGCAUUUAUGGUGCCUUAACCGAUUCAAUAAGAGAUAUACUACUAGCUUAUGACAUAUCCAAAGCAGUGGAUAUCAGUCAACCUUUUGCUACGCAUAUCUCAAAUUUAUUCAGAGAUAAAAGACUAGGUACAGACGAUAUAAGUUUCAAUUUCGGCAAUGAGAUGACUCUUUCUGGACACAAGUUCAUACUGAAGGCUAGACUUCCAUUAUUACUGAAGGAAGCACAUAUCCAGCAAAACGAAAGUAAUAUCAUUCAUAUUCAAGACAAUAUUCCAAGAGAGAUUUUCGAAAUAUUUUUACAGUUCAUAUACCUGAUUCCAGUUCUUCAUAAGAUCAAAUCCACUGAUUAUGGAAUACUAUUAAAUUUAUCAGACGAAUUCAAUACACCUUUGUUAUAUGAUUUUUUACACAAAUCAAGACACAUGGUUGAUCCAGCGGAAAAAUCUACACUUAUGGCUGACUAUCAGUACAGAGUAACAGAAUUUGCAAGGAAAGAAUUAAGGACAUUUGUUUCAAAUAACAUAAUCGCAAAUGUGUUAGAGUGGCCAACCUCUACAUACUAUGAUAGUACAAGCAUUUUAAAACUCCAGACAUGCUCUGCAUACCCUGAUUUGUUAAUUAGUUCAGUAAAUUGUUCAGGCGUUCGUCGAACAUAUCCGUGUCACCUAGCAGUUCUCAUACGGUGUGAUUAUUUCAAAAUAAUGUUUUCUAAUCCCUUCAGUGAGAAGAAAUACUACUCAGCUGAAAAAAGAGAGAAUAAGGCUGAAAUGCUACCUCUCCUUUCUCUUCCGUGCCACAAUUUUGAAGAGCUUGAGAUAUUAAUUAAAUAUGUAUAUUAUGACAACGCAGAUAUAUCUUGGGAAUACGCCAUUGAUGUUAUCAAACUUGCUAGUUUCGUUUUAUCGGAUAGACUCAAAACAAUGGCAGCCGCUGUUAUAACACAAUCAAAAGAAAUACUGGAAAGUAUCUCGAUUUUUGAAAUAUUAUCCCUAGCUUGGGAAGCAGACAUAGAAAAGUUGGAACAUUUCUCAGCAAAGCAUCUGGCGUACAAUUUAGAUGACUACAUCGAUACGCAAGAGUUUGAGGACGCGAUACUCAAGAGCUCACAACGAAUAAAAAGUCGUGAAGAAACUGAUACGAUCGAGUUGAUUGCGGAUAUGAGGUAUUACUUGUUAGAGAAGUAUGGAGUGGACAUGGAUGAUCUUAUUAUUUUGGAAAAGAAUAAUGCUGAUGAAAAAUUUCUUAAAAGUAUUGGCUUGUUCGACUUCAGUCAAGAUAUGCAAUCAAUUAACGCCAUCCUUCAAAGGCUCAGUCUCAGAGUAUAA